AUGAAUACUAUUAUCUUGCUUGCCUCCCUUCUCCCACUGACUCUGGCCUUCCCUCCGUUGACCAAUGAUGUCAACAAAUUGGCCACUUGUCCAUUCCCCAACCAAACUGACACUAAGUUCUAUACCUACAAUUGUGAUGGCAGUAAGCACCUUUACAUUACAUGUAAUAUUCGUUUUAGCCAUGCAAAUCCAAGUCCGUUCUGCGGCUGUUUAUGACCGAUUGAGUAACAAAGAAAUCUAUCCAGUAAAUGUGACUGUGCCUCUGUUAAUAAAGUUAAAAUCUGUCAAUAAUGGAGUUGCGGUAAGAAAAAAUAAUUAAUGGGAUGAUAAGAUCGUAAUCUUUAGUUGGGCUGCUGAUACAUGAAAAAAAUAUGCAACUGAAAUAUAGGAAUUUGCAGAUAAACAGUAACAAGGUCGACGUGGAAUUGGCGCAAUACAGUAGCAGUUGGACUGAUUCCAACUGCAAAUGGCAUAGCAUCCCCACUUUCGGAUUACUGUAAGGGAAUCUUUGUAUUUUGUUUUUCUUAUCACCCUCGGGGUUGCAGCAUUUUUGGAUACUGCGAGGAAUCAGACUGCCAAUGGCACACGUAGGACAGGUGGGCACCCAAAAAAAGGUGUAGUAAGUGCCUAUGGGGCAGGCUUUUGGCAAGCCAUUUACAACCUUUUGGCUAGCCAGGCGAUUUUUUUUUUGGCUGUCAUGCAGGCUUUGGCUAUCUAAUCAAGCAGUUUUGCAAUAUGGACGUAUUGAUUCAAAGUAUUGAUCCGAUGGUUGCGUCUGAUUCCUUUGUUCUUAAAAUGGAUUUUUAUUUUUACAAGAAAAGUACUUUUAUGGGGGCUCCUUCUUUUGAACGGGACAUAUCUCAAAAAUACGUUGAAUCAUGCUGAUUUUGAAUAUGUAAAAAUUAGUCGCCCAAUCGUGGGUUUUAAAGGUGAAAAAGCAAUCGCAAGUUGACAUAAACUCCUACAUAAGCCACUUUCCGCUCAUUUUUUUCACAGAUUUACAAAUUUUAAUUUAUUAGCUUAAAAUUAAGUGUCUUUAAUUUCUAAAACGUAAUAAUAAGUCUUGGUGCAAAAAUUUAUUUUCCAGACCUUCAACUUCAAAAAAAGUUGAUCCGGGUCAAUUCGACCCUUAAACCCAAAAUUGGGCAGCUAAUUUGUACACACUAUUUUUGAUCAGCACAAUUUUGAGUUAUGUCCCGUCAAUAAGUAGGAGCCCCCAUAAAAGUAAUUUCCUUGUUAGAAAAAAUAUCGAUGGUUGUGAAUUUGCGAAUAAUUGCCCUCUGCAAAGUGGAGAUCUUGAUCUCUUGUUGCCACUGGACUUGUCCAAAUAUUCCAAAAUCCUCAAACUACUGACUGGAGACGUAAGUGAUCAUUUAAGAUGGCUGUUAUCGUAAAAGAAUUAGCGGGGGAUACUGUAAAGUUGAUUCGUAAAUGCAAAAGUCGGCCGAGGAUAAUAUUAUGACAUUAUUACAUAAUAUUACGCUCAGACUGCUAAGCAAACAAAUCGUCGUUUUUUUAAAGUAUAAAUUUACUUCCAGAAGGCAUACCAACUGAGAAUUCUGAUGAAGGACGGGGAAGACGCCACCAAAAAGAUUAGCUGCGUCGUGGCCCAACUGAAGUUCUCCAAUUAA
Messenger RNA from Bursaphelenchus xylophilus (pine wood nematode), 1631 nucleotides. The record is from the annotation of a GenBank genome assembly. NCBI's taxonomy places the organism in Eukaryota, Metazoa, Nematoda, Chromadorea, Rhabditida, Aphelenchoididae.